UGUGCCCUGCGCGUGACCCGCGGGGCUCGCAGCCGCAUUUUGGGGGCCGGGGGCUCGGUGCUGACCCUGGACCAGUUGGCGAUGGCCUCCCCCAAGGGCAAGGGCACCGUGCUGCUGUCAG
Mesitornis unicolor (brown roatelo) is the source of this 121-nucleotide messenger RNA. It is a transcript of the gene RPL18, whose product is annotated as ribosomal protein L18. The annotation marks the transcript as partial. Gene Ontology annotation, biological process: translation. Gene Ontology annotation, molecular function: RNA binding; structural constituent of ribosome. Gene Ontology annotation, cellular component: cytosolic large ribosomal subunit; ribosome. Lineage: Eukaryota; Metazoa; Chordata; Aves; Mesitornithiformes; Mesitornithidae. The record is from RefSeq and is a predicted model, not a curated record. The transcript has a single exon.